Messenger RNA from Paramuricea clavata, 3886 nucleotides. The record is from the annotation of a GenBank genome assembly. NCBI's taxonomy places the organism in Eukaryota, Metazoa, Cnidaria, Anthozoa, Malacalcyonacea, Plexauridae.
GUUGUAUUCCAAAUAGAUUGAUUCCAAGACCUUCCAAAGCUGCCUUAGAAGAAUCGCGUUUUCUGAGAAAUGUAUGGUAGAUGACGAAUGCGAAGGCUGGAAAUGUUCUUGGAUGGCGUUUUUAUUGCGUUUUAAGAUCUUAACUUUGGAAAAUAUAAUUUCAACAUUAAAGACAGGAUGGUUUUUAUUUGAUCAAUAUGCCAUCUAAUUCAGUGCCAUUUGUGCGGUAUGGUGUUCUUGAAAUAGUGUUUAUAUUAAUUAUUUUUUCAAAUUUUAUUCUCACCAUAUCAUACCUACUCACCGAGAACGAUGGAACUACGCAACAUGUCCAAACUAAUGAUUUGGUGGUACCAUUAAUUAUAGCCAGUUCCAUUAUGUUGUUAACAUCGUGCGUCGUGUUUUAUAUUCUGAUAUUUCGCGCAAGGACAAAUGAUCUGGUUGGAAAUUUGCGCAUUAGAAAACGCACAGCAUCUUUCAAGGUGGCACAGCUUUCCUGGAUUUUGACUGGCAUUGAAACAGUCUUGCGAUUGAUAGGAUUGUUUCACUUUAAACUGGCUGAACGCAACCCUGAUAUAUCUUAUUGGUUGGCGAUUGCUUCUUACCAUAUACUGCUGCUUUUUCAAACAACUUUUCAGAGUGAGUAAUGGUUGUCAGAUUUAUCAUUUUCAUUGUUGCUUGUAGGUUCUGAUAGAAUGGUAAAUAGAUGUUUAUGAGACGAUAUUCGGACAAUUUGUUUCAGUUCAAGUUGCCCACAGGUUUUGACUGGUCAUAAUUAACCCUUUAAGUGGUAAUACACCCCUACUUUAUUAUUUUACUCUGUCUAACGCCAGACAAUUUUACUCGUCAGUGGGAAACUUAACUCAUCCAUGCAUUGUGCCCUAAUGUACGUGCCCUACUUUAUCAUUUUACUCUGUCUAAUGCCAGAUGAUUUAAUUUACACAUAAGGGGAGAGCACUAGCUGGCACUCAAUGAGAGAGUUUGCACUUAACAUAUGUUCAUGUCAUUGUUUAAUUAGCCUUUGCUUCAUGAUCACAAACAUGUUUGUGUAAUAGCUGCCAGAAUGACAAGUGUUAAGCUAAACUUUGUGAUUUUCUGUAGUUUGUUGUCUCCAUGUAUAUGAAAAGAACACUCGUCUCAGACGUGAAGGACUGCGAUGGAUGAUAACCCGCAAGUCCUUUUUAAUUAUUGUGGCGUUCAUGAACUGUUACAUGUGGGUCUUGAAUGUCGCUGGGGUUAGAAUCCUUGUUGACUUGACUAGUGACAAGAUGAAAGACCUACUGAGUGGAUCUGUUGAAAGGAUCAUAUACACUGCAAAUAGAGCGUCAACAUUAGCAUACCAUGUUGAGUCUGUGCAAUUGUUCUAUAAAUUUUACGAAGAAGAUAAGGAGUCGUUAGUACAGCAACAGUAUGAGAACCUUGAUAAUCAAAAUGUGGGAGCCAAUGUAUGUUGUACCCUUUUGAUUAAUUUGAAUUAUUUCUAUUAGUUAUCAAUUACAAUACAUUCUAAUUGAUUAAUUAAUUAAGUGCUUUCUGGCAUAAUUUUAGAACAUUGUUGAAACAGACUCGGCCAAAGGAAUGUGGGGUGGAUUUUUUAUGUUUGUUUUGUUUGUCUCAAUGGCUGUUGGAUCAUUUCUUGUCAGGUAUGAAACUGCAGAUGCAGAGUCUCCUCCCACAUCACCUCCACAAGAGAUCUAAGGUGCAAUACAUUUGCAAUGACAUUAAGGGACUACCUGGAACCUUAUUCCUUGACUCUAGGUGUGAGAUUGGGUCUGUGUUCCCAAGUUCCCUUUGUGAAAUUUUUUCCUUUGUUCCCCCCAAAAGAUUUCCACCAUGUUCCCUUAAUGUUCCCCAAGAUUUUUUUGCUUUGUUUCCUUGUUCUCAUGGCAAAGUAUGCCAAGUGUUCCCUUAAAACCCCUGGUAGACCCUUUCAAUGAUGGUACACCCCUGAAAAAUUCAGUGUAGAUGUAGUGAGUGGGUAACUGGAUGGAGAACAGUGGGAUUUUCAAAAACAAUAUUUGAAAAUUUCAAUCACUGGUUGGUACUAUUGCUGGGUAUAUUAUGCAAAGGUAUCCAUUAACCUCAUUAUUUUGCCACUACAGGACAGACAUGACCAACAUCCACUAUUUUGCUACAGCUGCAAUUAUUGGCAUUCUUGUCACAAUAUUCUGUAUAACUUUAAACACGACCCUAUCCCAAGACAAUAGUCAAAUCCCCAUGGUUGGCAUGCUCCAAACACAAGAUAACAACCAUGAUGGCCAACAAAAUAAUCUGGUGAAUGAAGUCCCACAACAUCGCAGUAUGAAUAUGUUUGAAGACAUAGCUUCAUAUGUGGCUGGUGAAAGAGUUGGUCAUUUAAGGAUUUUAUUGUUUUAUUCAAUAUCUGCAGUGAGCUAUCAUUUUUUACUGACAAUGAAGAUCAUAUUUAAUGAUAUAGAAGAGGUGGAUGCAUAUCAGCCUGUUCGAGAGGGCUGCAAAGGUCUUGCAUGUAUGAGUCUCACUGUAUUCAUGUUCUGGAUGAGUCAUGAAGAUAGAAAAUUAAGGUAUUUUAUUUACAAAUAAACCUUAACAACAGAAAAGCAUGUGUGUAGUAUUGAUUAUAUUUAUUAAUUGGCCUGGAAUGUCACAUUAGUUUGCAGUGUUUCAGUACUUUCAUAUCAAAAUCAUUAAGCCCCCUCUCUAAUGAACCCUCACUUUAUCAACCCCUCUCUAUUAAAUUAACCCCCUCUCUAUAAACACCCCCUCUAUUAACCUCCCUCUCUAUUAAUGAACCCUCCCUCUCUAUUAACCCCUCUAUUAAUACGCUCUACAUUAAUCUCCUUCCCACCUCUUUUUAGCCCUCUCUCUAUUGACACCCCUGUCUAUUAACAUCCCUGUCUAUUAACAUCCCUCUCUAUUAAGCCUCCUCUCUAUCAAGCCCCUCUCUAUUAAUUAACCCUCCCUGUCUAUUUAACCCCCUCUCUAUUUAUCUCCCUCUCUAUAAACCCUCCCUCUCUCCAUUAAAGCCCCUCUUUAUCAAGCCUUAAAAAUAGUACUUAUGUUUUAAAAAGGUGCUGGUGUGACCUGAAUGUGAUGUUCUGGAAUGUACUGGCAUUGGUGUCCCUAGAGCUUAUCGAAGAAACAUUUGAACAUGGCAAUACUAAUAGAGAUCCUUUACAACUCUACGCUUUGCCAUUGGCAAUUGAUUUUAAGAUAUACGUCUUGAUUCAUACAUAUAGUGAUAUUGUAGCAGCAAGAAAUGGCUACAGGCAAGAAUUGAGACGUGCUGCACUCGAACCGCGAAUAGUUGCUGUUAGUUCGAGAUCUACUACUCCUUCUAUUGAUUCAAGUAUUCGUUAUGAUUGAAAAUCUCAAUUUAGUACAUGUUACAGUACCUUAACUUGUUAUAUGUAUAGACUAAUCACCUGUACAAGUGUAGUAACAUAUUGCAACUUGUUUUUGCAAAAUUUAACUGUAUAUAAUUGUUACAUAUGUCCGCAAUUAACUUCGUUAUAUAUAACUGAUAUCUUGUUACUUUUCGCAAGAUGUAACUUUUUCAUACUAAUUCUAAAUUUUUAAUGUAAUAGCUGUAACUUGUUGCAUGGUUUAGUAAUAAUAAAUAUUGUUUGGUAGGUAUAGUAUUGAACUUUUUAAGACUAAUACCUUUUUGAAAUGUUUAGCUAAAAAUAUAUCUAGUGAUGUAUGAGCAUGUAACGCAGACUUCAUACUGUUACCCAGAGACUGCUACCUUUUCGUAACAUUUCAUCAUUCACGCCUCAGAGCAGGGCCAUGAGGGCAAAGGGGGCAAAUUGCCCCGAGUUGCUGGGGGCCCCUGAAAAAUUUUUGUAGGGCCCCAGCGUUUUUUGUGUGUUAAAUAUUUCCGCGCAAAGGACAAGAUAUCUGUUUUCUU